Molecule: messenger RNA, 1383 nt
Organism: Rotaria socialis
Lineage: Eukaryota; Metazoa; Rotifera; Eurotatoria; Philodinida; Philodinidae
Source: the annotation of a GenBank genome assembly
AUGAUUAAUAAAUUUGAUACUCAAUCGAUAUUUUCAUUUUCAGCGAUCGCUGCUGAUAAUUUAGCUGUUCAUGAACUUGCUGGCUUUCAGCAAACUUUCAGUUCCGGUUAUUUCUGUAGACGAUGCUUAGUAACAUAUGAGAAUCGUCUUUUACCUUUAACCGAUGUACAUUUCAUUCAAAGAACACAUUUACAGCAUAAUAAAUAUUUAAAUUCACUUGAAAAUGAUCUUCAAAUGAAAUCAAAAUUUGGUGUAGUUGGACCGAGUCCAUUGAAUGGUUUACAAAAUUUCGAUCCCACUACUUCGUUUCCAGGUGAUCUGAUGCAUGAUUUCUAUGAAGGGGUUUGUCCUCUAAUUAUUAUGGCCAUGCUAAAAGAAGCAUCCAGUUCAAGAUUAAUCACUUACAACGCUAUUCAAAACAGAACAGAGAAUUUUGUUUAUGGUAAUUUGGACAAAUCAAAUAAGCCUCCUGCUAUAAUGGUCAAACAUUUUAAUAGUGAUCGCAUUGUUGGAAGUGCCGCUCAAAAGUACUGCCUUUUUCGUUUAUUUCCAAUUAUGUUCUCUGAUCUAGUUGAACGCUUGGAAUCGUUCAAAAUUUAUCUUAUUUUGCGCGAACUAUUGGAUAUGGUAUUGGCUUUGUCUCAAAGAAAACGUUGGUUACCUUUCAUGGAAACGUUGUCGAUAAAUUUUCAAUGUUUGAUGUUAGAUCUGCUUCCACAUAAAGUAAUACCAAAGGUGCAUUUUAUCACUGAAUACACGAGAAUCAUUGAUGAAAAUGGUCCACCAGUGCGAUACUGGUGCAUGAGAUAUGAAGCUGCCCAUUUAUAUUUCAAGAAGAUUGCAAUGCAAUCUUAUAAUUUCAAAAAUAUCCCGAAAACAUCGGCUCAACGACAACAACUACGCCAAUGCUUUUUUUUAUCAAAACCUUAUUUUUUGAGGACAUUUGAGGAAGCUAGUGAUACUAAACAAACUCGUAUGCAUGAAAUAGAUUCAAAGGUUAAAAUUCUUAUCGCGCAGCGAUAUGGACAACAAUUAGUUCAAUCUGAUCAAUCAUUACUUCGAUGUUCUAAGCUCAUACACAAUCAUAUUAUUUACAAACAAUACGCCGUUUAUGUUUAUGAUUUAGAACAUGUGGAAGAAAUUCCAUUGUUUUUUCAAGUUCUCUACAUAUUCAAGUUCAAUCAACGAUGGAUGUUUAUUGUAGAUUUUUUAAAUACUGACGGUUUCAGUACAAAAUUAUGGAGCUACAAACUCAGCUCAUAUGGACGACUUGGAAUUGUUCUACCAAAUGAUUUAAAAUAUUUUCACAAAGGACUUGAUCUGUAUGAAAUUGAUAACCUUCAUGUUGUUAAUCUCACAUCAAGAUUAACAAAAAAUAAUUAA